AUGACGCUUAAGCUGACCCUCCAAGACAAAGAAGACUGUCGUGACCUCACCAUGCAACUACUUGAUCGAGCGCUUUACGAUUGUGAUGAACUUGGUUUGGGAACGACGCACGUUGCAAGCCACGCAGACAUGAGCAGUAGACGAUGGAAGAAACUGCAGUCGCACACGAAUGUGACAUUGUACGCUGAUCAAACGGCUAAUUCUGCUUGGCAUCCCGUAAUGAAUCGUGAAGACUGGGAACAUCCGGUUGCAGUGGUUGCUAUAUGUCAGCUGAAAUGCUCCGUGGACGACAUGCUACUAGCAUUAAUGGCGCCUAGCUUGACUACUGUACAUUUGCGAUGUUUGCUACUGGACCGACCCUCCCAACACGCCGAGCUGGUACCAAUCGUGAAGCCCACAGAGACAUCUCCUUUCCAAUUUCUUGGAGUGCUGCGGGUUGUAUACACGCAAAACUGGCCGAUGACGAUGUUUAUCAGUCCACGAGAAAUGGUGCUCAUGAUUGCCACAGGUGACGUAGUCACAGCAAAUGGAAGGCGCUUUGGCUACGAAAUACUUUUGUCGGUUCCCAUAUGUCGUGGAUCCGGCAUGACACGUACUCAAGUUCUUGAGACUCGCGUUUUCUGGGAUCAGCCGGACGGAACUGUGGGCAUGUACAUUAAACAUACCAUCGACAUCAAAGCUCAUUUUCCAGAGUCGGUGAAGAUAGGAAUAAUUUGUCACGAAUUCAUGCGCUUCUGGAAGUUCAUACCUUGUUCGAUUACGACAAAAAAGUUGCGAUGGUGUUUAAAGUACAAGAGGAUAUUGAGUUGUGGCCUCCAGAGUCAGUUUCAAGUCAUGGGAGGUUCAGUCAGUUGUGGUGGAUGUGGGACCUAUGCACCAAAACUUGUAAAUGGAAAACCAAGAAAAAAUGACGGGUACCGGUGUACACUUUGCGAUGUGUGGCUGUGCUGGAAAUCUUCUUGUCGUACAUCUUGUCAGGUUACGGCUGCACUUGGUGAAGGAUCUAGUGUUGGUGAAAAAGAAUUAGCUCUCUGCCCACGCUGCAUUCUCUUUGCACAAAACGCAAGCGCAGCGAAUAUCGCGUGCUCUGAGCUGCCUGGUUGCUAG
Messenger RNA from Peronospora farinosa, 1107 nucleotides. NCBI's taxonomy places the organism in Eukaryota, Oomycota, Peronosporomycetes, Peronosporales, Peronosporaceae. The record is from the annotation of a GenBank genome assembly.